This is a messenger RNA of Sphenostylis stenocarpa, 645 nucleotides long. The record is from the annotation of a GenBank genome assembly. Lineage: Eukaryota; Viridiplantae; Streptophyta; Magnoliopsida; Fabales; Fabaceae.
AUGGCAAAAAUGGUGGUGAAGAGGGUUGGAAACAAUCUUGGGGGAGGGAAUCCAUGGGGUAGCCAUGAUGCAAAUGUGCAUUAUUGGGAAGAUUCCAAAAUGCAUCAUUGGAGAACCCAUAUGAGACAUGCCAAUGAAGAAGCAUUGGAGGGAUCUUAUAUGAAUGAAUUAAAGGAGGGGAUUCAAGCAAAGGUGGUUUUGCAUAGUUCAGGAUAUCUGGGUACACUGAUGAAACAAGUGCAGAGGGUGGAGAAAUCAAGUAUUGGAGGAAGGGGAAGAUGUGCUUAUGAAGAGUUGGUUUGGCCUUUCAACAUGAGAAUAUAUGGGGAGGCAGUUCUGUCCUGGAUAAGCAUGAAUGUGAUGAAGAGAUUCAGAAAGCGGUUCUACUCUUCAAGUCUGGCUAGUCAAAUUGUGGUGGCAAAGAAGUUGACGGCAAUGAGAUUUGUCUUUGCCUAUGGUGGGCCUCUUGCUAAACUCGGAAGCAUUCCCUCGAGUGUGUGGUGUGGUGUUGCUGUUCCUACACUUACCACUGCACCUCUUUUCUUUCUUCUGCAUUUCUCAGCUUUGCCACAACCCCACGUCGCUUUCAAUUCCCCAAAACCCAACAUCAUCAUCAAAAUCUCAUAUCCCACAGAGAUACGGUGA